Molecule: messenger RNA, 512 nt
Organism: Leptosomus discolor (cuckoo roller)
Lineage: Eukaryota; Metazoa; Chordata; Aves; Leptosomiformes; Leptosomidae
Source: RefSeq, a predicted model, not a curated record
AACACACCUGAAAAGUAUUUGUCUGCAACAUCAGCUGUAUCUUCUUCUGAGCAGCUAUUUCAUUUGUCUUUUAAAGAAUGAGAUGGGACUAAUCAUCUUCUUCCUAUGUGCUUAUGUACCAAAGACAGCAGCAGAACAUUGCAAGUGGGCAGAAGUUCUGAAAGAUUUGGAGCAGAUCAAGACAUCCAAAGACAUUGAUGUUAGUUUAUAUACUGCAAACACAGAUGAGGAUAAAGAAUGUCAAGAACCUGUAAUGAGAUGCUUUUUCUUAGAGACAAAAGUGAUUCUUCAAGAAUGUCUUAUCAAAAAAUGUAGUAAAACACAGGAUGUAUUGAACAUAUGGAAAAAUGGAAAUGCUAGCUUAGGAAACAACAAGUUGAAUUCCACAAUCUCAGCAAAAUGCAAAGAGUGUGAAGAGUAUGAAGAAAAAAAUUUUACAGAAUUUAUACAGAGUUUUGUAAAGGUUAUACAGAAGGAAUGCAAACACUGACCAAAAGACACAAGCUGGGAAC